Cotesia glomerata is the source of this 1385-nucleotide messenger RNA. RefSeq lists its product as uncharacterized. Gene Ontology annotation, molecular function: metallopeptidase activity. The coding region runs from base 19 to 1329 and encodes 436 amino acids. NCBI's taxonomy places the organism in Eukaryota, Metazoa, Arthropoda, Insecta, Hymenoptera, Braconidae. The transcript has 11 exons. The record is from RefSeq and is a predicted model, not a curated record.
UUGAAUUGAAAAGUGAAGAUGAUCUUUUUAUUUGUGUUGUUAUUCACAUCGAUUAAUAUCAAUGUAUCGGGUGCAGAAAAACCUAAAAUAGGUUGUAACGAUUUUUAUGAAUACUAUGGGACACAACACGAUUUAAUUGUGGAGGAAUGCAAGCUCGCCAAAUUACGUUUCUUUUCAAAAUACAUGGAAAAAUACAACCAAUGGCCGCUAGCAAUAGAAAUACGCAAUGAGCCGUCAAUAUAUUUAAAUCUUCACAAGGUUGACAAUAUCGCUACCAAAAAUACUCCUAUAUAUUUUGGUAAUAACAAUGGUACAGUUGAUUGCACUACAACUUAUGAGAAGUUCAGAAUUGACACGAUCUUCGAUAACUUAAGAGAAGUUGUAAUGUUCCAAGAUUAUGACAAUAAAGCAGCGAUUACAAUAUUUUGGCACGGUGAAAAUAAUGUAAUAUUGGAGGGUUUUAUCGGCAAUUACAUUUUACGCCAAACAGAAGACAAAAAUUACUUCCUGUUAAAAGUGACAUAUCCUAUAGAUGAAUUCGAGAACGACGAGUAUAAGAAGUACAAAAAAAAUGACAGAUUUGCAAAGCAUAAUUUGAGUUCACCCGAAGAAGAAAUAAUAGUUAAAGUUUUAGUCGCUCUAGAUUGGACUUCAGCUCAACAAGAAGUAGCUCAAGUAGUUAGCAGCUUAUUAGUUUAUUACAAUGCGGUCAAUAUGCUGUUUCAGCCAUUUACAUCUCCAAAAAUCAAAGUCGCUGUAUCGGGUAUAAUUUAUCCAAAUACCGAAUUCUCAACACCUUAUUUCUCAAACUCAAAAACGCAGUUUCCAGGCUAUGAUGAGACCUAUAUUAAAUUGAAUUCAGCAAAUGAAAAUUUCAGAAAGCACUUUUUAAAUGAAGAAGCUAAAGUAUUUCCGAACAGUUUGUUCGAUGUUAUCAUUGGAAUGACAGGUCAACCAAUCUGUGAUGCAGAUUACAAUUGUCAAUAUUACGGUGUCUCGGAUCAAAGCGUGAUUUACAACAGAGGGAAAAAUGCCGAAAAAAAUGACCCCAUACCUAUCGUCGGUGUAGUUCGACAUCCCAGUUUUCAGGGCAAUUAUGCGGUAGUCGCUCGGGAAAUCGCUCACAUAUUAGGAAGCUCUUACAAUACUCGUUGGUACGCUUUCAAUAACUGCAACGGGAUCAUGAACAAAUUUGUGCGACCUGAUAACUGGCCGUUGGAUUGGUCGGCAUGUAACAUUGAUGACAUGUCUCUGUACUUCAGCCUCAAUCAAUCAUCAGGAUUUUCAACAAGAAAAAAUUUUAGAGCACUCAAUUCGAAGCUUUGGUAAUUAAACAAAUCUUCAUCGUCAAAUCUCAUUAAUAGAUGCCACAAAUCUCACUAAAA